CCGGCCCGACGGCGUGAGCCCCGCGAGCCCGCGAGCCGUGAGUUCGGGUCCCGCUCCGGCCCUGCCCCGCUCCCUGCCCCGCGCGCCUCUCCCGCCCCGGGGCCGCCGCGGGCUGCUCCCCCCGCUUCUCCCGGCACGGCCCCGCCGUCUGAGCAUUCAGAGGGAGGUUCAGGUCGGAUACGAGGGAAAGCUCCUGUAUGGAAAGGACUGCACUGGUCAGAGCCAACAUGUCUCGAGAGACUGGAAGUGAAGCACAGCAGUCUCAGAGUGCCCAGCAGCCACAGAGUGGUACCAGUUCUUCCAGUGGCUCACAGAGCACUAGUCAGUCUUCCUUAAGUUCUGGGACUCUCAGUUCCUUGGACACUGUUCCCACUCAGGAGCUGCCGUCCAUCCCUGAGGACCAGGAAUCUGAAGAGCUGGUUCCUCAGCCUUGGGGUCGACUCUUUGCACUUGGAAAAGGUUUCAGCAACUGUGACUGUGUGAAUGAUGAGUACUGGUUUGGGAGGGACAAAAGCUGUGAUUACAGUUUUUCCAAGCUGGGAUUGUCUGAGACUGGCUUCUACCAAAACUAUAGCAAGAAGCACUUCCGAAUUUUCAGGGAAAUGGGUCCAAGAAAUUCCUAUGUUGCCUACAUUGAAGACCAUAGUGCAAAUGGGACAUUUGUUAAUAGAGAGCUCGUUGGAAGAGGGAGGAGGCUUCCACUGACACACAACUCUGAAAUUGCACUGUCUGUACAGACCAAUAAGGUGUUUGUAUUUUCUGAUCUUAUGGUGGAUGAUCAGAUGAUGUUUCCUAAAGAACUCAGAGAAAAAUAUAUUAUGUCAAAGACUUUGGGAAGUGGUGCCUGUGGAGAAGUCAAACUGGCAUUUGAGAAGAGCACCUGUAACAAAGUUGCAGUGAAAAUCAUCAAUAAACGGAAGUUUGUGGCAAGUGGCCUGGGUGAAGAAAACCCAGGUUUAAAUAUCAAUACAGAAAUUGAGAUUUUGAAGAAAAUAGAUCAUCCUUGCUUAAUUAAGAUUAAAAACUUCUUUGAAGCAGAGGAUUACUACAUUGUUUUGGAACUGAUGGAAGGAGGAGAAUUGUAUGACAGAGUGUCAAGGCCAAUCAAGAUGAAAGAAGAUAUCUGCAAGUUGUACUUUUAUCAGAUGCUGCUGGCAGUAAAGUAUCUUCAUGACAAUGGAAUUAUACACCGAGACCUAAAGCCAGAAAAUGUGCUACUCUCAUCUUCUGAAGAGAUAUGUCUUGUAAAGAUUACAGAUUUUGGACAAUCCAAGAUUCUUGGAGAAGCUUCUCUUAUGAAAACAUUAUGUGGUACUCCCAUGUAUCUUGCUCCUGAGGUUCUAAAUUCACUUGGGACUGCUGGAUACAGCCGAGCUGUGGACUGCUGGAGUUUAGGAGUUAUUCUUUUUGUAUGCUUGUGUGGAUAUCCACCAUUCAAUGAGCAAAAUACUCAGCUCUCUCUGAAGGAUCAAAUCACUUGUGGAAAAUACACAUUCAUUGCUAAAGAGUGGAAGCAUGUGUCAGACAUGGCUCUGGAUCUUGUGAAGAAGCUGUUAGUGGUGGAUCCAAGCAAACGUCUUACCACAGAGGAGGCCUUAGAGCAUCCUUGGCUGCAGGAUGAGGAUAUGAAAACUACAUUUGAACAGCUACUUGCUCAGACACGUACCAAUAUGAACCCACCAGAAACAUCAAAAAUGCCAACCACAACGAGAAAACGUCCCCAUGAAAAUGAGGAAGACAAUGGCUCUGCUAAACGUGCUGUUCCUUCUACCUCCUAUCAGACAAUGAGGUGAAAAGGAAGAGAAAAUGACUUUGUUAAUGACAGCUUUUUUAUGGAGAGCAGAAUUUUUUAUUAAGAAAAAUCUUAAUAAUGGAAUAAACUACUGAAGAUGUAUAAUUUUCAAAUAAAAAUAACUUUGUAAGACUGAAGUGACUGCUGUAAAUGCCUGAGAAUCUACACAAUUAGUCAUGUUCUAGUCCAUCCAGCUGUCUGACUCAAGGAAAAUAUCAGAAAAACUCCUGAACUAAGUUACUAACACUUUUUUAGGCUAGCUCUAUCCCCAGCUACAUUCUCUGUUUCUUCUUUUCCAAUUUCUAGGUUAGGCAUGGAAAUAAGGCUUAGUCCUAAGAGAUGAAGAAGGAAUACUAAACUUGCUGAGCUUUUGCCUGAGACACAGCAUUACCUGACACAGUGCUGCCCACAGACUCCUGAGGACACUUAGACUGUUCAGUUCAGAUGUAAAACUUCUGAUGGACCUUGAGGUGCUUCAGGUAAAGCUCCACAGUAAAUGCUGGACUGGCAGAAUCACAGCAUUGUGGGCUGGGGCUGAUUGGCUUCCAAAGCAACAAUUACCAUCUGCAUGGUGUUUUAACAUGUGUGUACCAUGUUUAUUUCCCAGAGGAGGGAUGAGUAAGAGGAAACGUGAUAACAAGAGAUGAAAUGAAGAUGUAUAAAUUCCUGUCAGGGAAGAACUAGGAAUUGAACUGAGAGAGGAAAAACUUGCUUGCCUGUUUGGUGAAAAUUUUGAACUGUAUGCCUCUUAUUAAAGGAUUACUGAUUAUUAUCAUUACUGAUUGAUAAUAAUCAAUUAGUAACUGUUCUCCAACAUGCAUCUUCUGGUUAAUGGCAUCUACUCUAAGAUUGUUGAUUUGUAAAGAAUAAAACCUAAUGCACUAUGGAAUAAACCAGUGUCAGGUAGGAA
Molecule: messenger RNA, 2702 nt
Organism: Haemorhous mexicanus (house finch)
Lineage: Eukaryota; Metazoa; Chordata; Aves; Passeriformes; Fringillidae
Gene: CHEK2
Product: checkpoint kinase 2
Exons: 15
Coding region: 198-1793 (531 amino acids)
Biological process (GO): mitotic DNA damage checkpoint signaling; protein phosphorylation
Cellular component (GO): nucleus; cytoplasm
Molecular function (GO): protein binding; protein serine/threonine kinase activity; ATP binding
Source: RefSeq, a predicted model, not a curated record